Molecule: messenger RNA, 369 nt
Organism: Soboliphyme baturini
Lineage: Eukaryota; Metazoa; Nematoda; Enoplea; Dioctophymatida; Soboliphymatidae
Source: the annotation of a GenBank genome assembly
AUGGGCAUUCUUAGACGAGUCGCUGGCCUUACGCGUCUCGACAUGGUCCGGAACAGUGACAUCCGGAAGAUAAUUGGAUUAGAGCCUUUGGUUCUCCAGAUUGAGAAGUCACAGCUGCGAUGGCUUGGGCAUGUGUUGCAAAUGGCUCCAGAAAGUAAGGCUAAGCAACUGUUCCUUGCAAAUCCGACCGGCAAAAGGCCCAGGGAACAGUCGAGAUUAACCUGGUGCAAGCAUAUGGAAGGAAUCUGUUCCAGACUGCAUUUGUCUUUUGCCGAAGCCCAGACUGUGGCGCAGGAUCGGGAACGUUGGAAGCUUUGUCUGACGUGUCUGCCUUCGCGACCCGAAAGGAGAAGCGGCGAUGGAAGAUGA